CUGCCCGCCCCUGCGUUUGCACAGGCCCUUCUGCGGGCGAGCCGCUCUGACCUUUGCUCUCUGACCUUUGCAGCUGACCUCUGCCUUCUGGCCAGCACCUGAACUGAAACAGAAAGGCCGCCCUGGGGGCAGGGCUCCGGUGCACUGCUGCAGGCCCCCUGUGCGCAGAUGAUGGACUCCGUGUUCGAGAAGUGGAAGCUCUAUGGGGACCAGUGUCUGUACAACCUGAGCCUGCUGCCGCCCCCCACGGAGCUGGUCUGCAACAGAACCUUCGACAAGUACUCCUGCUGGCCCGACACGCCCCCCAACACCACGGCCAGCAUCGCCUGCCCCUGGUACCUGCCCUGGUACCACAAAGUUCAGCACCGGUUCGUCUACAAGACGUGCGGGCCGGACGGGCAGUGGCUGAGGGGGCCGCAGGGGCAGUCGCUGAGAAACGCCUCCCAGUGCCGGAUGGACAAGGAGGAGCUUGAGGUGCAGGUCAGCCCAUGGACUGGAUCAAGCUGGACCCUGAUGGGACCGAGUGUGGUGGUGGCUGGCUGCCCCAUGGAGCAGGUCCCGGCUGCCACCUCUCGCCAGCGCAGGCGGCCUCAGCCGCCCCAGGCCGAGGGGAUAGUCCCCCAUUAG
Messenger RNA from Myotis davidii, 627 nucleotides. RefSeq names its product glucagon receptor (gene GCGR). Gene Ontology annotation, biological process: adenylate cyclase-activating G protein-coupled receptor signaling pathway. Gene Ontology annotation, cellular component: plasma membrane. The coding region runs from base 169 to 627 and encodes 152 amino acids. NCBI's taxonomy places the organism in Eukaryota, Metazoa, Chordata, Mammalia, Chiroptera, Vespertilionidae. The transcript has 5 exons. Gene Ontology annotation, molecular function: glucagon receptor activity; peptide hormone binding. The record is from RefSeq and is a predicted model, not a curated record.